Messenger RNA from Tachysurus vachellii, 2706 nucleotides. It is a transcript of the gene amigo3, whose product is annotated as adhesion molecule with Ig-like domain 3. Bases 481 to 1959 code for a protein of 492 amino acids. Gene Ontology annotation, biological process: brain development. NCBI's taxonomy places the organism in Eukaryota, Metazoa, Chordata, Actinopteri, Siluriformes, Bagridae. Gene Ontology annotation, molecular function: protein binding. The transcript is spliced from 2 exons. The record is from RefSeq and is a predicted model, not a curated record.
AGAGAGGGAGAGAGAGAGAGAGAGCGUAGUGUACACACAGGCUCUGUAUGAGACAGCCUGAGAGUGGGAGAGAUCGAGCAAAAAGAAAAGCAUAGAAAACAAAACGAAAUGAAGAAAGGCAGAGACUGGGACUAAACAUAAUUGAAGCAUCAACUAAAGCACUGGACAGCAAGAAGGGUGGAUAAUUCAUCUGAUAAACACCAGUCCUCCUUAUGCCACGUGGAUAUAAGAAAGUAUGGAAACAAAGGAUUAAAAGAGUGCAAUGCUCAGUCAUUACUGUUUUGGAACUGAGGAAAAUGAUUUGAGGAUCUUUUUUACUUCUGAAAUAAAGAGAUGCUGUUUCUUUCUUCAAAAAACAACAUGAUACUGCUUACCCCGUCUUGCCAUCCCAUCUAAACCACUGUGUUCUUAAUGUGUGGGCAUCUACCCCUGUAGCACUCUGGCUGCUCUGCCAACCUCCAGCAGCAUCCUGACGGCACAAUGCUGUGUGCUCAGGGUGUGGCCACCCAUCUGAUGCUUAGCUCACUCCUGUUGCACUUGGCCACGGGUAGCCUACCGGCUGGCUGUCUUAAAGUAUCAGACAUCCUAAGCUGCAGCAAUCUUGGACUUAAGUGGAUACCGCUAGAGUUACCAGUAACAGCCGCCACCUUGGAUUUCAACCACAACCAUCUGACCAGGCUAGAGGAAGGCAGCUUCACUGGACUUCCCCAUCUCAUAACCCUGAGGCUGGCCCACAAUCAACUGAGCAACCUUUCCCCGGGAACCUUCAGAAACGCAAGUAGUCUGCGCCACCUAGACCUUUCAUCCAAUCAGCUGAACAAGGUGGAUAAUCAUUACUUUCAAGACCUUGUGAAAAUGGAGGAGUUGCUUCUCUUUAAUAAUCAUAUUGUUAGAGUGGAAAGCCAAGCACUGAUCAGCCUGAGCAACCUGCACAAGGUAUACCUCAGCCAUAAUCGUCUGACUGACUUCCCAUUCUUCUCCAUUCAGGAGCACAGUCAUCCUUUUCUUGUUAUACUAGACCUAAGCUCUAACCGUAUGCCCAAGUUACCUGUUGAGGACAUUGCAGCUCUGCCAGCUUCAAUUCAAGGUGGACUUUUCUUGCACAACAACACCCUGAUCUGUGAGUGUGCAAUGUAUAGCAUGUUCAAACAAUGGGAGCAAAAAAACUUCAUUUCAGUCAGGGAUUUCCAAUUGGAGCAUACCUGCUUAGUAUAUGGGGAACCCCGUGCCUCAGUGCAGUUUCUUGAACACACUCGCUUCUUUGAAAACUGCACUGUAAAGGGGCAGUUCCAGUUGGGGGAAGCAGAGAAUAAUUUGAAAGUGGACGCAGGAGAAUCAGUGUUGCUGGAAUGCAAGACUUCACUAAAGGGGCAACAGAUUUCAUACCAGUGGGUAUCUCCACGCAAGGAAUAUAUUGUCCCACCAGGCAACAAUGAUGUAAUGCGAAUGUAUGCAAAUGGAAGCCUGGAGAUUACUGCAGCGCAAGCGGAGGACUCUGGCGUGUACUGGUGUAUGGCAUUGGACCGCCAACAAUUACGGAACGAGACAUGGGAGGUAAACAUCACUGUGAAGACGCAUUCUCAUGAGGCUGAGCCCUUCAACACUGGCUUUACUACUCUGCUAGGAUGUGUGGUUAGCCUGGUACUGGUUCUUAUAUACCUUUAUCUGACACCCUGCCGCUGCUGGUGCCGGAAGCAGCCACUACCUGCAACACCAAGUCCAGCAAAUGAAUGCAGUGCCCAGUCUUCGAUCCUGACACCUACACCACCUGCCACCACAGAGGGUCCCGGCCGCAAGGUCAGUAACAACAAGCAUGUGGUCUUUCUGGAGCCCAUCAAGGAGGUACAAAAUGGGAGACCCAAGGAGGCACUGAUCUCCGAGAAUCCAAAGGUGCACGUACUACGAAACAAUGCUGACUCUUUCAACUCAGUCUUUUCAGACACCACUAUUGUGGCAUAGCAUGAGGUUGCACUCAUCCCCAAUUCUUCAUUCCACUAAAAUAGUGGGUGUUGGCAGUCUGCAAAUUCUGCUGCCUCUCAGGACAGAGCAGGAAGAGGGCUUGAUAAGCUAAUUGGCAAGGCAGGGAACAUAGCAAACCGAGAAAAACAGAGUAGAAAGUAAAAAUGCUACAAGACAGGUAAGAACACACAUGUAGCCAAACACUGCCCUGAACAUGUACAUCAAGCUUUAGAAGGAAAUGUGCUACAGCGGUACAGGGAAAGGUAUGCAUGAUACUUUGGAUGCCCUUUAACCUUGCUUGAGCCUUGAAGGAAUGACAGCUGUACAGUAGAUGCCUUGUGUAGAGCUUAUAUGCCUCUGCUUUGUACUGUAACCAUUAUUCUACAAAAAUAGCACAACUAUAAUAGAGGAUGGAAUGUGGUAGCAAUUCAUUUUUAAAAAAAAAAAAAAAAGAAGUCUAAAAUGUACAAACAAAUUUGAUCCUAUCUGAUUUUCUACUUACACAUGCCCCUUAUAGGCAUUAGGCAAUUUGUGACAGUGUGAAAAAAGCUGAGGGAAAUCAUUUACAUAUCGUAAAUGUUUUUGGUCGAUCUGUUUACCAGGUUUGUUAUUGACGCUGUUAUGUAGCCCACACCUAACAUCUGGAUGGAAAAUCCAUAGACCAUAUACAUUGGGUAAACAAAACAAAUCAUGUACUGGAAUAUACCCCUUGACAUUCCACCACCCUUCCCCACUCCCACUUCCCCC